CUACUCAGCCGCUCAGUCAGUCGGUCAGUCAGAGCUGAGGAGAGCAGCAGAGGGGUUCGAAUCUCACUUUUUCUGCAUUCAUGGCGCUGUGUAACGGGGAUAGCAAGCUGGACAUCAGUGGUGCGCCUACAGACGGCCUGCAGAACUACGACGGCGCGGUGGUGAUCCUGGACGCCGGGGCGCAGUACGGAAAGGUGAUCGACAGACGGGUGAGGGAGCUGUUCAUCCAGUCGGAGAUCCUGCCGCUGGAGACGCCGGCCUUCGCCAUCAGAGAGCAGGGCUUCAGAGCCAUCAUUAUAUCCGGUGGGCCGAACUCGGUCUACGCCGAAGAUGCCCCUUGGUUCGACCCUGCCAUCUUCACCAUUGGCAAACCCGUCUUAGGAAUCUGCUAUGGCAUGCAGAUGAUGAAUAAAGUGUUUGGUGGGACGGUACACAGGAAGAGUGUGAGAGAAGACGGUGUGUUCAGCAUUAACAUCGACAACUCCUGCUCCCUGUACAGGGGGCUACAGAAGGAAGAGAUGGUCCUGUUGACCCACGGCGACAGUGUGGAUAAAGUAGCCGAUGGGUUCAAAGUCGUCGCCCAGUCUGGCAAUAUUAUUGCAGGCAUCGCUAACGAGCAGAAGAAACUCUACGGCACCCAGUUUCACCCAGAAGUGGAUCUGACCGAGCGGGGCAUGGACAUGCUGAGAAACUUCCUGUUCGAGAUCGCAGGCUGCGCCGGUAACUUCACCGUCCAGAGCCGUGAGGUGUCCUGCAUCCGAGAGAUCCAGGAGAAGGUGGACAAGUCCAAAGUGCUGGUAUUAUUAAGCGGUGGUGUGGACUCCACGGUGUGUACAGCUCUACUGAAUAAAGCGCUGGACCAGGACCAAGUGAUCGCCGUCCAUAUCGACAACGGCUUCAUGAGGAAGCGGGAGAGCCAGAGUGUGGAGGAGGCUCUCACCAAACUCGGCAUCAAACUCAAAGUGGUAAACGCGGCACACACGUUCUACAACGGCACCACGACGCUUCCCAUCUCCGAGGAGGACCGGACCCCCAGGAAGCGCAUCAGCAAGACUCUCAACAUGACCACCAACCCUGAAGAGAAGAGGAAGAUCAUCGGCGACACCUUCGUCAAGGUGGCGAAUGAGGUGAUCGGCGAGAUGAACCUGAAACCCGAGGACGUGUAUCUAGCUCAGGGCACGCUCCGACCGGACCUGAUCGAGAGCGCCUCCCAUCUGGCCAGCGGCAAGGCCGACGUCAUCAAGACGCACCACAACGACACGGAGCUCAUCCGCAAGCUCAGGGACGAGGGUAAAGUAAUCGAGCCACUGAAAGAUUUUCACAAGGAUGAGGUGCGUGCCCUGGGUCGAGAGCUCGGCCUUCCGGAGGAGAUCGUCUCCCGACACCCUUUUCCUGGUCCUGGUUUGGCGAUCAGAGUAAUUUGUGCUGAUGAACCGUACAUCUGUAAAGACUUCGCAGAGACCAACAACGUUCUGAAAAUCAUCACAGACUUCUCCGCCAGCGUUAAGAAGCCACACACUUUGCUGCAGAGAGUCAAAUCCUGCAUAUCAGAUGAGGAAGAGGAGAAGCUGAUGCAGAUCACCAGCCUUCAUUCACUGAAUGCCUUCCUUCUGCCAAUCAAAACCGUGGGCGUCCAGGGCGAUGCACGAUCCUACAGCUACGUCUGUGGGGUGACGAGUAAAGAAGCUCCACACUGGGAAUCACUCAUGUUCCUGGCCAGACUCAUCCCCCGAAUCUGCCACACCAUCAACAGAGUUGUGUAUGUGUUCGGGUCACACGUGAAGGAACCUCCCACAGACAUCACUCCCACCUUCCUGACCACAGGCGUACUGAGCACGCUCAGACAGGCCGACUUUGUGGCCCACUCCAUCCUGAGAGAGUCUGGUUACUCGGGUAAGAUCAGUCAGAUGCCCGUCAUCCUGGUCCCGCUGCACUUUGAUCGUGACCCGCUGCAGAAGCAGCCGUCCUGCAGACGCUCGGUCGUCAUCAGGACCUUCAUCACCAGCGACUUUAUGACCGGCAUCGCCGCCACACCUGAUAACCACAUACCCGAGGAGGUGGUGCUGAAGAUGGUGAGUGAGAUUAAGAAGAUCCCGGGCAUUUCCAGAGUGAUGUACGAUCUCACAUCCAAACCUCCAGGAACCACAGAGUGGGAGUAGAUCAGCACUGUAUCACUCUCCUCCUGCUCCUCCUCCUCCUCUCUAUAUUUUCUUAAAUGAUCACCCUGUAUACCCCCACCAUGCCACCACACCACUGUACCACCAUGCCAAUGUUACCACACCUUUUAUUUUCAGAGAACGAAACAUUCCACAUGACGCCAUCAGUACUGUGAUUAGAACACGCCAGAAGCCGCUGUUCCAACACACUCAUUUUCUGGGGCGUUUUAUCACGAUUGUUGUUGUUAUUGUGAUUAUUAAUGACACGUUAGUUACUGAUUCAACUCUCUUAUGUUUAGGUAGAUUUUACUGACGCGCAGACACCGUUUUACAUCUUUAUUUGCAGGCUUCGCAUCCUUGAAGUGCAGGGAGUGUAUUCACAAUGCAAAGCUGAGUUUUAUCAAAAUAGAAAUCUGCUAUUUAUUAGAAAACGUUUAGUGUUUUUGCUGAUUUGUAACAGGCAGAGCUGUUAAAGCUACCAAAAAUGAUUAAAGACAGCAGGUUCACUUUCUGACCACUGUGGCAGUAUAGACCCUAAAGAGUGAAUUGAUCCUUCUCAAAUGUCUAUUGUGGAUGUGUAGUAGCACACAGUGGUGCCAUAGAACACAAUAAAAUGUUUUUAAGGCAUGUCAAUCAAAUGUAAGACAUGAAUUCUGCAAAAGUACAGAUCUCGAGACCUGCAGCUGCUUAGAAGUGGCCACAACUACAUGAUUUUACUUCAAGAUAUUUUAUGCAAUUCGUAAUGAUGUGGCUCAGACUGAUGGGAUCAGUCGGGCACUGGGAAUUUCCCAUCAGCACUCAGUCAGAAUUACAAAUGAGGACUAAUGAAGAGUUUUCAACAUCAUUAAACCAAUAAUCUAAGCUGGUUUGUUAUAAAACACAACUAAAAUGUAUUCAAAUCAUUAUUUUUUUAAAUAUUUGCACACAUGACUGUAAUCCCAAGCAUCUGACACACACGUCUCUUAUGAGUAAACGUAAAUUCUGACUUGAACAGUGCGUAACAUACCCCAGAAAUGACAAUUCUGUCGCUGUUUGUGCUGUUAGGACUUUCAGUGCUGGAUUGUGCAGCUUUGGGUUCUUCAAACUGACCAAAGCUCUGCUCCUGGAUCCCCCGAUCCUACAGUUUAAUUUUUCUGAGGGACCAACUCGACCCCUGCUUUUAAUCAAACCCAAAAAAAUCAGAUGACUACUUUAUUUAAUGGAAUGAUUUUCAUGCUGCUCAAAGCAGAUCGGCAGGGCCACAUGGCUCAUCGUGGCAGAUUCCAUCCUUAUAAAUGCUGUUUGUCUUAUAAAAAAAAGUGUCACCAGUUUAUUUGGGGGGGGUUUAUUCGCGACGUGAUCAUCACACUGAAUUUUGAUUUGUACUCUCGUUUCCUGCAGGCUUCACCGUUAGUGUUCAGUGUCUCGUCUCACGUAUUCCUGAUGUGACCAAUCGAUAUUUCGUUUUGUAUUCUUUUCUGCCAAAUAUACAGAAAUAUAAAGCUUGAUGGGUGCAGGAGCGUCCAGUUUUGCGCUGUGUUUGCAGUUUCUACCUGUUCUGUUAUGGUGGUGUACAGCAGAAAUGUGCUGUGACGGAGCUUCUCUGUGCUGAGGAGCUUCUGGACUUUGUGCCUGGUUUAGUUUUGUUUUUGUCUCGUUUUUUUUGAAUAUUCAGGGAUGUGAAGCUCACAUCUGACUAACAUGCUGCAUCGUUUAUUUUUUUGUACUUUAUUUUCUUUAAGAAAUGAUUAAGAAGUUAAUUAAGAAGUUAGUAAGAUAUUAAGUCCUUCAUAAGAGCGUGGCUGCUUGUGUGUGGGGUGGAAGGGGCGUUUGUUUGCACAUUAACCAUAUCUUCGUUUUACCCAUACGGCCUUGGUGCUCGUUUCUCUCUGAGAUACGGGGAACCAGACAUGCUUUAAUAACACCUUUAUAAUCUGCCAGACUUUGCAGGCCCUCCUGUACAACCCCGAUGUUGCUGGUUCUGUUCCUCGACUAUACAGAGGUCCGUUUGGGCGAUAACAGAAUUCUAUGCCAAACUCAAACCUUCUCUGUAUAUAAGAUGUCCGUGUCGUAACGAUGAUGAAUCCCACGCCGAGCUAUUUAUUGUCCUCAUUUUUUGGUUAGCAACAAAUGCAACACGACGGUGGACUUCUUUCCUGUCUCGACUCCAGACGUCAUUUUAAGCAGCUCUUCCCCUCCGUCGCCUUUUUAUGUGUACAUUUUACAUGUCUGCUCAAAUGAAAAUACUAUUAAUCAAAUUUUAGUCAGUAGUGCGUUCCGCUGCAUUCUGGCGCCGUGUUCAGUUUGAUUUAUGCAAUUCUGUUACUUCUUUUUUAUAUGUAUAUGUAUGUAUGUAUAUGUAUAAGAACAGAAGCUGUUUCUUUAGUAUUGUGCCUCCGAUUGAAUCCACUGCAUGCGUUUUCCUGAUGAACUGAAAUUUGUAUAAUGAGAUCUCAGCUUUAAUAAAGGAGUCCCGUGUCAAUUUUC
Messenger RNA from Trichomycterus rosablanca, 4622 nucleotides. RefSeq names its product guanine monophosphate synthase (gene gmps). The record is from RefSeq and is a predicted model, not a curated record. Gene Ontology annotation, cellular component: cytosol. The coding region runs from base 81 to 2159 and encodes 692 amino acids. Gene Ontology annotation, biological process: GMP biosynthetic process. The transcript has 16 exons. Gene Ontology annotation, molecular function: GMP synthase (glutamine-hydrolyzing) activity; ATP binding; GMP synthase activity. NCBI's taxonomy places the organism in Eukaryota, Metazoa, Chordata, Actinopteri, Siluriformes, Trichomycteridae.